This is a messenger RNA of Funneliformis mosseae, 319 nucleotides long. Lineage: Eukaryota; Fungi; Glomeromycota; Glomeromycetes; Glomerales; Glomeraceae. The record is from the annotation of a GenBank genome assembly.
UCGAUUGACGCAAGCAGCUCAAACGCAAACCGAUUAUAUGGUUAUGACCAACACCCUUACUCACGAUAACCCUGCCGGUGAUAUAGGGCAACGUGUUCGAAACACCGGGUACGUUUAUAGUAACGUUGCUGAAAAUGUCGCUGAAGGAUAUGGUACAAAUGAGGAAGUGCGUGUCAUGCAAGGUUGGAUGAAUUCCACCAUACAUCGGGAUAAUAUUCUUAAUCCAGUAUUUGUUCAUUUGGGAGCCGCAUUUGGUAGUGAAACUUAUUGGACUCAAGUUUUUUCUAGUCCACUUGAACAAACCGGAGAUUUUGCUUGA